Pseudoliparis swirei is the source of this 2626-nucleotide messenger RNA. It is a transcript of the gene palm3, whose product is annotated as paralemmin 3. Bases 422 to 1711 code for a protein of 429 amino acids. Gene Ontology annotation, cellular component: membrane. The record is from RefSeq and is a predicted model, not a curated record. The transcript has 7 exons. Lineage: Eukaryota; Metazoa; Chordata; Actinopteri; Perciformes; Liparidae. Gene Ontology annotation, biological process: regulation of cell shape.
CGGUGUGAGAGAGAGCGGCUCACUGGGACGGUUUCACCUCGUGCUUCAUUUUUGUAAACAUUUUUUUUAUUUUUAAAUCAACGCCACCACUUUCUCUACCGGACCAAACUUUACGGACCUCUAAUAAAAAGAAGAAGAAAAAAAAGUUCGACAAACGUCACACGAUCCCGUCGUCCGGUGUCACUUGUGCAGCUCAGCGCGGAGGCGAGCUCAGGUGUUCAGCUACACGGAGAGGAGUAAACUACUUUAGCUCUGCUGCUAACGAAUUACGCUGGAAGGACGGGUUUCUCUCUCUCUCUCUCUUUUUUUUAUUCUUCGCGUGUCCAACAUCUACUUAUCGACUUCAGGUCCGUGUCCUUCCCGCAGGUCAUUGGACUUGACACGUAUCGAACCAAGUGGACACGUUUGAACAGCUGCCAGGAUGGAUGAGACGGAGAAAUACAAACGGCGUCUGGAGGCCAUUGCUGAGAAGCGCCGGCUGCAGGAGGACGAGGACCGAGCCCGGAGAGACAUGGAGGACGAGAAGCUCCGACUGCAGCAGCUCAAGAGAAAGUCUCUGAGGGACCAGUGGUUGAUGGAGGGAGCUCCCUUGUCCCCAAAAUCCCAGGGAGCCCAGAGCCCCCGCUCCCCUCUUCUGGGCUCCCAGCCCCAGGAGAUGGAAAAGCACAUUGACAAGUUGCAGUCAGAGAGUCAGCGGUUGGCAGAGGAGGAAGAGACGCUGAAGCAACAGAUGGGGGAUGGCCAAACGCAGGAGGCAGGGCAUACCGUGGAGGCUGAAGCAGAUGAAGUGAAGACAAAAAGCACACCGCUGGACGAAACCGCAGCUGUCCUGACCAAUGGCGGAGGGGACACCGAUCUCGACACCCACGGACCGUUGGAAGCCUCUGGGGGCGGCGGCAUGGAAUCGGAGCCGUGGUCGAGCGUUUCUGAGGCGGAACCUGCUCGGGUUCCACAUGUCAACAUUAAUGAGGAGGAGGAGGAGGGGACGACUCUGGUGAUGAGAGCAGAGCGUGUGAUCAUCACAGACGAAGGGGAUGAUGUACCUGAGGCACUUGCACACAUGCAGGAGACCCCGCAGACAGAGGGAGGGGGGGAUGCGGAGGGGCAAGCAAAAACAGAUGCAGAAACGUUCACACAACCGGAGAAGAGCGAGGCCCCUGAACCCACCGGAGAGGAACCGUCGGCAACCGGAGACGGCGACUCGCAGGGCGGAGUGAAAAAGAGCGAAAGGGAAGACGGAGAGAGACCAUCCGAAGGGCUGGACGAAGACUUGGAGGGCCCGACCUCUGAGCAGGAGCUGCCCGUAGCACUGGAGGGCACCGCGGUGGCGUCGGUGCCGGUCUACUCCGAGGUGCAACCCUUCGCCCUCGAGGCCGAGGGUGAAGCUGCCGAGGGUGAAGCUGCCGAGGGUGAAGCUGCCGAGGGUGAAGCUGCAGCGUCACCAGAGGGAGCUGAGGGAGCGGUAAAAGCCCCAGGCCCUGCCGCGCUGCCCGGACAGUUCCAGGAGGUGCCCCUGGAGAGGAGGCAGAGGGCGGAGCCGGGGGAGAGGGAAGCCCUUCUGUCCCGGGCGAAAGCCAACGAUGCCCCGGCUAAGCCAGCAGCCGCCGCCGCCGCCGCCAGCACAGGGACAUACAGCGCGACACGGGCCGGCCAGGGGGAGGAGGCGAAGGCCCCCGAACAGAAAUUCUGCCAGUGCUGCUCCUUCAUGUAGACGCCCUCGCUGUACAUUCACCUCCUCUCUCCCUCCUCAGCCUCUCUGCUCUUCCAUUCAACACACACUCCUCCCCUCGCCUCUUCGUUUCACCCCCUUCUAAUUAGUCCAUAAGCUAAUUGUCUCUCCUCCCCCCCCCCCCCCCCCCCCCACACUCUCUGAGAGCGCCCCUCAGCGUGAAGACAGGGGAGGGAUGGACUGGACUUGUCAGUGUUUAAGUGCCUUGAAGAGCUCUCUACCCGGAAACUACUCUUUUUAAAUUCUCUUCUCACACAAUGUGGACCAAAAUAUGAGGUUUCUUUUUUAAAAUUUGUAUUUAAUUUAGCUGGUUAGCCGAGGAGCCAGCCGAUCUGAAGAGGAUCAUAAAACCCACAUCGAAGCUGCAGUUGAGCAAAAAUAACAAACUGUAUUAUAUUUCUACAAUUCAUUAGAUCGUUUUUAUUAUACUAAAUAUGAGAUUUGACAUCCAAAAAUCUGUAUAGUGUCAGAGAGGACAUUCUUCUUAUUUAAUGACUUUAGAGCUGAAAUAUUUUACAGAUUUUGGUCUUUUAUUAGAGAUCCUUUUAAUCCAAGUAUAGGGCCUGAACAUUUCUGUUCACUGUAGUACAGGUUUUGACAAUACACAGACUAAUAGUAUGAAAUGGUGUAAUUUAUAAACAACAGCUUGCGCCACUGAAUAUUUUGUGGGCCGUUGCCAGUUUUAAAAGAGAGAUUAUUUUAGGAUACCUGAAAGUAUGAAUUUUGAAUUUUUACCAGAUGUGCUUUCAAAGAGAGCGGCUCGAGAGCUCCGGACACAGCUCUGUGCACGGAUGGAUACACCGGAGACGGAAACACGGGCCAUCCCGUAUCCGAGAGGUCAGCCAUGAAAUGAUUGAUGAAUGAUUUAAUGAUUAAACUGAUAUUUGUGAUAAAUUG